AGGUAAUAACUUCAAGACAAGAAAACAUGGCACCAAAACCAGAUCUCUCAGAUACCAGGAAGGACUCAAAUCAAUAUUCAACAGAUGCACAGUCAUCAGUCAAGAAGAAAACUAAAUGUAUCAGUGGCUUGAAGGAAAAAAGAAUGAAGACAUUUGUCCUGAGCUGCCUUCUUCUCCACUGUUCCUGAUCUCAUAUUGCAUAUAGACUUCUGCCACUAUCUCUUGCAUAAUAUUUGUCUCACAUGAUAAGAUGUUCAUAAUAGCGCUGUCAUUUAGUUUUAUUUGCAAAUCACUUGCAGUAAUUGUUAUGAAAAGUUCCAUCCCUCAGAUAGAAAGAAGAUUUGGGACAACAUCCUCUGAAGUUGGUUUAAUCGAUGGAAGCUUUGAAAUAGGCAAUUUAAUGGUGAUAACCCUGGUAAGUCAUUUUGGAGCCAAAUCACACAUUCCACGGAUAAUUGGAAUUGGAUGUUUUGUUAUGGGAAUUGGAAGUAUUUUAACUGCAUUACCUCACUUCUUCAUGGGAUAUUACAGGUAUGACACAACAUUAAAUGUUAAUCCACUUGAGAACUCAACAGCAAGCUACAUUCCUUGCUCAAUUGAUCUCAAUUCAACUUUCCAUAACAAAUCAUCUGUACUUUUAGAAUCAGGUUGCAAAAAAGAAUCUGGUUUACCUAUGUGGAUAUAUGUGCUGAUGGGAAAUAUGUUACGUGGAAUUGGGGAAACUCCGAUUACACCCCUUGGACUCACAUACAUUGAUAAUUUUGCUAAAGAAGGACAUUCUACUUUUUAUAUAGGCAUUUUACAAUCAUUGUCAAUGAUUGGCCCAGUAAUGGGUUUUCUUCUGGCAUCAUUAUGUGCAAAACUGUAUGUGGACAUUGGGUAUGUAGAUCUAAGCACUAUAACAAUAAAGUCAACUGAUUCCCGUUGGGUUGGUGCUUGGUGGCUUGGAUUUCUCUUAGUGGGAAUCCUUAGUAUUGCUUCUGGGAUACUAUUCUUUUUCAUUCCUAAGAGUCUGGAGAAACAAACAAAGGAAAGGAAAACUCCAGCAUCUUUGGAUGUAUCUAGUACCAAUGAAAGUAGGUGCCAAAGGACAAAUUUUAAAAAUCUGGAGAAAACCAAGAAGCCUAAAGAUUUGGCAGGUUUUUUCUACUCCUUGAAAUGUCUCCUUAGUAACUGGAUGUAUGUUACCUACUUGAUUUCAUCAUUGUUUACCUUUAGUAGCUUUAUUGGGUAUAUUACUUUUAUUUCAAAAUUUUUAGAACAGCACUUUGACCAGUCACUGUCAAAAUUGAACUUUUUACUUGGAGUAAUAUCAAUGCCUGUUAUUGGUAUUUCAGUUUUUUUAGGAGGAUUUAUUUCUAAAAAAUUAAAAUUGAGAAACCUUGGAAUUGCCAAAUUAUUCUUCAUUACUCACAUUUGUGCUGUUUCUUUACAAAUACUACUUAUGUCAUUCAACUGUGAAAGAAGACCAAUAGCUGGCUUAACAGUAACUUAUGAUGGGAAUGACCCAAGGACGUAUCCUCAAAAUACCCCGUUUUCUCUCUGCAACUCAGAUUGCAAUUGUGAUGCCAAUGUCUGGGAUCCUGUCUGUGGGGACAAUGGACUCACUUAUAUAUCCCCCUGUUUGGCUGGUUGUAAAGCUUCAGUAGGCCGUGGAAAGGACAUGGUCUUUCAUAACUGUAGCUGUAUUGAAGCUAACAAUUUCCAAUCCAGAAACACCUCAGCUCAUUUGGGUCAGUGCUCAAGAUCAGAUGAUUGUUCAAGAAACUUUAUUUAUUAUAUGGCAGUACAAAGUUUGAGCUCUUUCAUUGGAGGAUUGGGAGGUUCCCCUAGACUUAUGAUGGUUUUUAGUAAUGUUGAGCCUGAACUGAAAUCACUUGCAAUGGGUUUCCAUUUACUGGCUUUGCGAGCAGUAGGAGGAAUUUUAGCCCCCAUUUAUUUUGGAGCAGCAAUAGAUUCAUCAUGUCUGAAAUGGGGCAAAAAUAAAUGUGGAAGUAAAGGAGCUUGUAGAUUAUAUGACUCCAUAUCCUAUAGAAACAUCUUCUUUUCCUUAUAUUUAGGGUUAGAAGUACCAGUGUUCAUCUUAUAUAUCAUAUUAUACAUGAUGAUGAAGAAAAAAUAUGGAGAAAACAACACUGGAUCUUCUAAUAGUGGGGGAAUAGAUGUUGAUGAAUCAAACCUUAAAGAGCCUCUAAAAAGUAACAAAGAGUUUGCACCCCUUGUUCAUGAGGACAGUGAAACACACAUUUAAAAAAAGGUUGUAUUUGUUCACAAUCAAGAUUCCUUUACUUCUUGAAUGAGAUCCAAAAGCAUCAGGAACCAAAAUGUCAGCUAAAAGCAGAUAUUUGAUUUGAUUACAAUAAUCUUUUUGAGCUGAAACUGUUUGUUCUUUUCACUACACUUUUUUCUUUUAGAACAUUAAUUAGGGAUAUGGAAGUGAUAAUGACACAAAACCUAAAUGAAAAAAGAGGUGGUAGAACAUGUCAUGCUGCAGUAUAGUUCUGUGAUUAUGAUGAAAGCACAUUGUUCACAUAUCAUUGAAAACUAAAAUAACUUGUGGGAUUUAAUAAAUAAUUGGAAGAAAAA
Dromiciops gliroides (monito del monte) is the source of this 2586-nucleotide messenger RNA. Its product is annotated as solute carrier organic anion transporter family member 1B1-like. Gene Ontology annotation, cellular component: membrane. Gene Ontology annotation, molecular function: protein binding. Gene Ontology annotation, biological process: transmembrane transport; sodium-independent organic anion transport. Lineage: Eukaryota; Metazoa; Chordata; Mammalia; Microbiotheria; Microbiotheriidae. The transcript has 15 exons. The coding region runs from base 251 to 2251 and encodes 666 amino acids. The record is from RefSeq and is a predicted model, not a curated record.